This is a messenger RNA of Sardina pilchardus (European sardine), 4470 nucleotides long. It is a transcript of the gene cass4, whose product is annotated as Cas scaffold protein family member 4. Gene Ontology annotation, biological process: cell migration; cell surface receptor protein tyrosine kinase signaling pathway. Bases 241 to 2853 code for a protein of 870 amino acids. Lineage: Eukaryota; Metazoa; Chordata; Actinopteri; Clupeiformes; Clupeidae. The transcript has 7 exons. Gene Ontology annotation, molecular function: protein binding. Gene Ontology annotation, cellular component: cytoplasm; plasma membrane. The record is from RefSeq and is a predicted model, not a curated record.
UCCCUGCAACAACUUAAGCUAUGUGCUGAAGACUGCCAGUGUGAGAGACAGACAGACAAACACAAGAAGAAUCUGUUCUACAGAGACACAAAAACAUAGAGGGAGUUGAAGAUAGAACCUCAUACUGAACUGAAUUGUGCCCAUUGCCAGCUAUGGUGCGGAGUGCUUGGAUUUCUUGAAUGGACUUUUGAAUGGGCGGUGUUUAUGUGUAUGGAUUCUGACUGAAGCUGAUUUAAAGAAAUGGAGAACGUCCUCGCCAAAGCUCUCUAUGACAACACGGCGGAGUGCUCGGAUGAGCUGGCAUUCCGGAAGGGCGACAUCCUCACGGUGAUGGACCAGAACGUGGCGGGCAGCGUCGGAUGGUGGAAGUGCUCCCUGCACGGGCGCCAGGGCCUGGCGCCGGCCAACCGGCUGCUCGUCCUCUCCCCCUCCCAGGCCGAGGCGCUCUACCCCCAGACCUCCAGGCAGGCGGACAUGCCCUGCUCCCUGCUGGGCUCCUCCCCGGUCAGGCACGCCCCCCAGGGCAUCUACCAGGUGCCGUCGGUGCCCAGGCAGUGUAACUCCAGCCCUGCGUAUGAGUGCAUGGAGCGCAUCUACGAGGUGCCCUCCUCCGCCCCUCGCCCCUCCUGCUGGAGCCCCGGGCCCUUGCCCCUCAGACAGAAGGGCAUAGGCUCACCCUCCACGGCCAGAAGCACAGCACCCAGUCCUACAGCGGAGGUGUAUGAUGUCCCCAGCCUGGUGCGAAAAGCAUCUCUCGUCAAUAAUCAGGCUCCAAAUCUGAUGACAAGGACACCUUCUCUGGUCUUCGACCUUGAGAAGCGCUAUGAGGUCAUGGACACCAAGAUGAGCAACAGCUGCAGCCAAAAUAAUGUGUACGCUGUGCCUCCAUCCAUAUCCCCGGAGCCCAACUACGACAUCCCUGUGCCCGCUACCACUGAUGCCCAACACCGACUGGCAGGCAGCUACAGCACUCUGCCCAUACCCCGCAAAUCGGAGUGGAUUUACGACGUGCCGGCAGCGACGGAGAAAUCUAGCAACUAUGGCACCAUGCCAGCCAAAGGGGCGAGGGCGCACGUUUGGCCUCCCAACAGCGCCAGCCCUGGCCCAGACACGUCCCUCUACGACAUCCCAAAACCCAGCUCCAACGCUCUGCAGGGCGAGGGAGGAACCAGCCCUACCGGCAUUUACGACAUCCCCCCUGGACAAAAGCAGACGGAGGGGCCUGAGGCUGCGCCUGUUUCCCAAGAGGCAUUGCUUUCCCGAGGUGCCGCGGCUUCACUCUGUCGAGCCGAGCCGUUCUCCGCCCGAGGCCACGUGCCGCUGGAGUGCCGGGCCAGUUGCGGCCCGACGUACGACCACCCGCGCGGCCGGCAGCCCCGCGGGCGCCUGGGCCUCAUGUCCCUGCUGGAGGAGGACGGCGGCGGCGGCGGGGAGCCGAGGCCCGGCAGCCGCUCGUCCCGCUCGUCGCGCUCGUCCACCGGCGACAGCCAGCGCAUCAGCACGGCGUCCACCUCCUCCACGGCCUCCAGCUCGUCCAGCAGCUCGUGCGACUCGCUGGCCCUCAGCUCGUCGUCGUCGUCGUCGCCGGAGCUGCUGCGCGAGGUGACGCUGGCGCAGGACGAGGUGUGCCGGCGGCUGACGGGGCUCCAGGACGAGGUGUGCGGCGCCGUGCCGCGCCUCAUGCUGUUCGUCAGCAGCCGGUGGCGCCGCCGCGAGCACCUGGCGCAGCACCUGCCGGCCGUGCGCGCCGCCGCCGAGGCCAUCGCCGGCGCCGUGGCGCGCUUCCUCGGCUUCGCGUCGGACGUGCGGGGCAACGCGCGGCGCCUCACCGACGCCAACCUCCACGCGCGGCUGCUCAAGCAGCUCUCCAUCGUGGAGGACUCGGGCCUCAUCCUGCAGCAGGCGGUGGAGGCCCUGGACAAGGUGGGCUGGAAGCUGGACACGCUGGCACAGGACCCGGGCCAGGCGCAGACCCCCGACCAGCUGGAGCGCUUCGUCAUGGUGGCGCGCACGGUGCCCGAGGACAUCAAGCGCCUGGUGUCCAUCCUCAAUGCCAACGGAAAGCUUCUGUUCCGACUGGCGCAGAAGGAGCCGGAGUCGCCACAAAAAAACACAGCGUUGCCAGAUUUGAAAAAGGACAAGAGCGACAGUGAACAGGCGGCAGACCCAGAUGAAGACGAUAACGAUUAUGUGCAGCUACAGAAGUUCGAGCAGAAACAGAAGAAAGUAUUGGUUAACAGAAAAUCCAACGAGAUUCCAAAUACUCCCAGGAGUCAGGCGCGCUCCUCCUCUUCCAGUUCUCAGAACGGUGAGAGGGAUGCUGCCCCCCCGCCCCCCACGGCGCCCAAACCGUUCCUCCGACAGGCGUCGCAGUCGGUGCUCUCGGAACACUGCCGCCUGUACUUCGGCGCGCUGCAGCGGGCCAUCAACGAGUUUGUGAGCAGCAUCCUGGCCGGCCAGCCCCCCGAGGCCUUCAUCUCCCACAGCAAGCUGGUGAUCAUGGUGGGCCAGAAACUGGUCAACACACUGUGCAAUGAGGCCCACCACCGGGACGCCAGCGGGAACAACAACAACACCACCACCUCCUCCUCCUCCUCCUCCUCCUCCUCCUCCUCCUCCUCCUCCGCCGCCAACAAUUGCACCACCACCACCACCGCCAACAACAGCCCCAGCAGGAGUGACCUGCUGCACAGGAGCAACCACCUGUGUGCCCUCCUGAAGCAGCUCGCCGUGGCCACCAAGAAGGCCGCCUUGCACUUCCCAGACCAGCUGGCGCUCCAGGAGGCUCAGACUUUUGCUAAGGAGCUGGCGCAACGGGCAAAGCAGUUCCGCCAGUCACUGGAGCAGAUGUAGCCUAGCCUGCACCUGGGUUUUAGUGAUGGACAGCACCAUGACACUUUUAAAUAUCUGAAAACAUUGAGACACAUUAAUUGAAAGACAAAAAAGUUACAAGUGAUUAUUAUUUUCACAUACAGAAAAUACUGUAUGUGCUGCAAAAGAGCAGGGAGGACAUUUUUGUGAGGUACAGCUCCAGACAGGGCCAUUCACCUUUUCCAGUGUAUAACCAAAGAUCCUUCAUUACUGACAAGAUAGAGCAACAUAAUGCAUCUCUAUGGAAGCACAAUUCAAACAGUUCCUGUCUGCUUAAAGAGGCGUGUCGCAAAGACGUCAUAGUGGGAUAUCGAUCUCUGUCAGGUUGGCAAGCAGUUGCAGUGCGAAUAACGUCAAUUUCUAGGUCUGCUUAAAGGGGGAUUUCGCCCCCCUCCCCUUUGCGAAAACAGAAUGCGGAAAUGGUCGAACAUUUGCGCCUCUCGCUCCGCUUUAACCCUCUCUAACAACUAUUUGGACACUUGGAUUUUUUCUGGUCCUGCAUUUGAGUGCAUAGCUAGCACUGGAACUCUAUAGGAAAGUGGCGUAUUGGCACAAAUAUGUUAGGCAGACUGCUAUCAUUUUCAUAAAAUCCCAAGACAGACAUCCGUCUCCCAUUAGCUUGUUUGAUCAUGAAAUGGACAUGAAAUAUCAUGACAAGUUUGGUCAUAUCUGCUGAAUCAUUAUUGUUAAAAAUUAGAGGCACUUUGUGUCAAAAUACAUUUCACUUGAUGUAUUUAGAUCUUGAGAAAUGUACAACUUUUAUGGAAUUAGUCAUUACAAUUAACAUUACGUACUGGUAGUAUUGUUUUAGGUCUUAUUGGUUUGUACAUCAUUUGUGUAAGUAAGAACCUAAGAGAAGUUUUUUUUUUUUUUUUAAAUGUGGUCACUGUUACUAGAAAUAAUCUGAAAAGUCUUCCCUAAGGUUUGAAAUCUUACUGAAAAGACAUUCCAUCUAAAUUUCUGAGUCCUGUAAAGCUCCACACAUUUCAUAUGAGAAAAUACAGGCGACAUGUGACACCAUGAAUGCAGGUAUUCUUUUCCAUUACAAUAUUUUCAUUGUAAUACUAAAUCCUCCAUUUUGGUGAAAAGUCCUGAAAAGCUGAAGUAACACUCUAUUUAUCGUAUUUGGAGAUGUCAGAAUCCUCCCCCACAGCACCACCAGUUGUGUGAGAAGCCUUAUCUGUUUUUUUUUGCUUCCUUUUAGGAAAUGUCCAUUUUAACAGUUCUCUCAAGCAGUCAGUUUUAGCAGUGUCAUGGUCAUCAACAAAUUUUUGCACUUUUGUUUUUGAGCCAAAUCUUAAGGUUAAUUUAGAAACAAUAGGCUAUACCUAUAUUGUUGAUAAUGCAAGUGUAAUUAUUUUUGUACAAUUGGGAGUUGAUGUACGUAUGUUUGAGGAGGUGAAUGUGUUCCGUUUAUUUUAUAUUAUUGACAUUAGGCUGUGUGUACAUAUUCAUUAUAGUUUCAUUAUUGUGCCAUAUAGACAUAUUAGUCAUGGGAAAGAAACCUUAAGUAUGUUAUUUGUUAUUGUGUAUUUAGUCUCUGUGGUUGUUUCUCUGUGUGUUUUCUUAUCAUAUAACAUUCUUAAUAAAAGUUUCAUU